AUGUUAAAUACCUUAAAUACCCGCCUAGUUCGUCUUAUUCGUGAUAAACGAUUAAGUGUUCCAGUUCUGAGAUGCUUCCAUGAUGAAUUUACAAAACCUGCAAUAAAACCUAUCGAUGCAAAGAAACAGGCCAAGAGCGGCGUUCAGGAAACUGAAGAACAAUCAGUGCUUACCGGCGCCAUGCGACACAAAUUCAAAGAGUUUCGGGAAGAAGAAUCACCGGAAAUAUUGGAUGUUGUUGAGGAACGGGAACGCUAUCAAACACAAGAUGAACCCGAUGAUAUGUACAGUGAUAUUUAUCAGGGACUUAAUUUGAAAAGAGGUGUACAUGGUGUCUUUGAUGUAGAAGACUUGGUGGACGUUUUACGCAAAGAAAGCGCCGAGGAUAUUUUUGUAUGCUCUGUACCCAAAGAACUCAAAUAUGUUGACCACAUGGUAAUCUGUAGUGGUCGUAGCUAUCGUCAUAUGUUAGCCACAGCUGAAUUUGUGAGACGAGUCUACAAAAUGAAACGACAAAAAGGUGAUGUCCUACCCAAAAUUGAAGGAGAAAAGAGUCGAGAUUGGAUGGCCAUGGAUUUGGGUAAUAUAGCUUUACAUAUUUUCUCUCCCAAAGCCAGGGAAACAUAUGAUCUAGAAUCGCUGUGGGCAAUUGGUGUAGAAUACGAUAGAGAAUAUAAUAAACCUCAAGAUCCGCUGGUGGAACUCUUCGAAAGACAUUCAACUCUGUUAGCUGAUAUAAAACCUCCAAAUCAGUUGUAA
This is a messenger RNA of Musca vetustissima, 759 nucleotides long. RefSeq lists its product as uncharacterized. Gene Ontology annotation, biological process: negative regulation of ribosome biogenesis; negative regulation of translation. The transcript is spliced from 2 exons. The record is from RefSeq and is a predicted model, not a curated record. Gene Ontology annotation, cellular component: mitochondrion. Gene Ontology annotation, molecular function: ribosomal large subunit binding. Bases 1 to 759 code for a protein of 252 amino acids. Lineage: Eukaryota; Metazoa; Arthropoda; Insecta; Diptera; Muscidae.